Sitodiplosis mosellana (orange wheat blossom midge) is the source of this 913-nucleotide messenger RNA. RefSeq lists its product as uncharacterized. Lineage: Eukaryota; Metazoa; Arthropoda; Insecta; Diptera; Cecidomyiidae. The annotation marks the transcript as partial. The record is from RefSeq and is a predicted model, not a curated record. Gene Ontology annotation, molecular function: nucleic acid binding. The transcript has a single exon.
UCGUUUCGGACUCUGCUCCAUCUCAUAAAGUGCUACACAAGUGGUUUACUGAAUUUAAAUGUGGUCGUAUGAGCACCGAAGACGCAGCUCGCUCAGGUCGUCCAAAUGAGGUGACUACUCCAGAAAUGAUCGACAAAAUACACGAUCUGGUGUUAAAUCAUCCGAAAAUGAAAGUUCGUGAGAUAGUUGAGACUGUAAACGUCUCAUAUGAACGGGUGCUUAACAUAUUGCAUGAACAUUUGCAUAUGAAUAAGCUAUGCGCAAGAUGGGUGCCGCGUUUGUUAACCAUUCAACAAAAACGGAUUCGUGUAACCACUUCUGAAGCCAAUUUGGCCCAUUUUAAGCGCAACCCGAGUGAGUUUUUGCGUCGAUUAGUGACAAUGGAUGAAACCUGGAUCCACCACUACACUCCAGAGUCCAGUCAACAGGCUAAAGAGUGGACGAAACUCGGUUCACCGCCGGCAAAGCGGCCAAAGACGCAACAAUGGGCUGGGAAGGUUAUGGCCAGUGUGUUUUGGGAUGCACACGGUAUAAUCUUCAUCGACUACCUGGAAAAGGGAAGGACGAUUACUGGCGCAUAUUAUGCUGCAUUGUUGGAUUGAUUGGUGGUCGAAAUCGCAUCGAAAUGGCCCCAUAUGAAGAAGAAAAAAAUCCUCUUUUUGGACGAUAAUGCACCGUCGCACACAUCGAUGAUUGCAAUGGCAAAAAAGAACGAAUUGGGCUUCGAAUUGGUUCAACAUCCAACAUAUUCGCCAGAUCUAGCCCCCAGCGAUUACUACCUCUUCCCAAACCUCAAAAGAUGGCUAUGUGGAAGACGUUUUUACAACAAUGAGGAGGUCGAGUUCGAAACAGAUAGCUAUUUUGGGACUUUGGAAAAAUCGUACUAUUUGGGUGGUAUCCAAAAGUUGGAAAA